Oldenlandia corymbosa var. corymbosa is the source of this 384-nucleotide messenger RNA. The record is from the annotation of a GenBank genome assembly. Lineage: Eukaryota; Viridiplantae; Streptophyta; Magnoliopsida; Gentianales; Rubiaceae.
AUGAGUGAGGAAGCGAAGAGAAUGGUGAUUGUAGGUGGAGGAGGAGGACCUGCUCCUGUCGCCAAGCCUCUCACCGAUGAUCGGAAGUCAUCCGCAGGUCCGGUUGCGAAUUCCGGUGCCGGAAAGAAAGUCAUCAUCAAGAACGCGGAUAUGAAAGAAGACAUGCAGAAAGAGGCCGUCGACAUUGCCAUCGGCGCAUUUGAGAAGAAUAAUGUGGAGAAAGAUGUUGCAGAGCACAUUAAGAAGGAAUUUGAUAAGCGGUAUGGACCUACUUGGCAUUGCAUUGUCGGCAAAAAUUUCGGUUCAUAUGUUACGCAUGAGACGAACCACUUUGUUUACUUCUACUUGGACUCAAAAGCUGUGCUCCUAUUCAAAUCUGGCUGA